AUAAAUUGGCCCCACCAUAAAAAAAGGAUCACUGGGCAGUAUACUUCACACCGAACAAUCUUGAGUAUAUAUGGCAUCUACAACUAUUCAUACACAGCUACCAGAAAAUGCAAACCUUGACCGUCGAAGACUUCAUCAAACAUUUGGGUGCUGUUUCAAGCCAUGACUUGCUCUCGCCUGCCGAGGCGUCGCUGCUACAACUUAAGAUAGCAGAGCUCCUCUUGGACUACUCUGUCGACGUGUCACUUCUUAAAUUUUUGAGCAGGUUUUUGACUCCACAGCUCUAUGAUGAGCUUGUAGAGGAAAAAAAUAUAGAACAUCAAUGUGGGUACCUCGUCUGUGGCCAACUACCAAAACGGCAGGUCCGCAGGGCUUCAAGCGUCGAUGGGGCCCAUGAGAUGGCGACGAAAUUUCGUAUCUACAACAGAAAACCAUCCAUAAUUCUUCCUAACACAUACUCUUCCCAAUAUUGCUGCAAGGAUCACUACCAGGCUUCGCUUUUCUACCGCAAUCAGCUCUCGCUGGAAUCAUUGAUAUCCCGGAAGGGCAUAAUGGAAGUACCCCCAUUCGCAGAAACAGCCGGCGUAUGGUACGAAAACAAUAUUACAUGCUUGGAAGAAGUUUUGGCCAAACAUAGAGAAUUGAAAGAACAAGGGAAAACUUUGGGUGAUGUCAUCGCCAUGAUGAAUGGUUUAUCUGUUGCCGAUGGCGACAACGAGACUACAGAGUUAGUCAAACUCAUCGAGGAUUUCGAGAUCAUCGAGAAUCACAACCCGGAGUUCAUUGCACCAGGCUUUGGUUUAGAAGAUGAAGAAACAGAGUCUGCUGCAAAAGGUGUCGAGGGAUACAUUACCAAUGACCGAUGCUACGGUGGUUAUGUUGUAUGAGCAUAUCGCUAGACGAAGACGCAUCCCCCACGUGCUCCUCUUCAAUAGAACAUAAUGAUUUUUUACGAAGGGAAAACCCAACUUUGACGAUUCUUCACUAUUUUUGACAUAUGUAGAUAGCCGCAUUCUAUAACUCUUCAUUGGCAGUGAGCAGAGACUUCAGAUAUAGACGCACUGCACACUUAGGCUAUAUUGAGUCGCUUUUUGAAUUCAUAGCCCAUUUUGUAACCUGAAAGGCCUGCUUCUUUGAGGUAAUCACCCAAUGAUUUUCCUGUUCCAAUUCUAUCUUUCUCAGGAAUCUCGCCAUAGUUGAAACUGGUAUGAUGGCUUCGGUGAAAUAAGUCAGAAUGUGCACAAACUUUAUCUCUUUCCAAAAGACCAAU
Metschnikowia bicuspidata var. bicuspidata NRRL YB-4993 is the source of this 1270-nucleotide messenger RNA. RefSeq names its product RNA polymerase II subunit B1 CTD phosphatase. The record is from RefSeq and is a predicted model, not a curated record. Lineage: Eukaryota; Fungi; Ascomycota; Pichiomycetes; Serinales; Metschnikowiaceae. Gene Ontology annotation, cellular component: nucleus; cytoplasm. The coding region runs from base 108 to 887 and encodes 259 amino acids. Gene Ontology annotation, molecular function: RNA polymerase core enzyme binding; RNA polymerase II CTD heptapeptide repeat phosphatase activity. The transcript has a single exon.